GACUAAACAACGCCUCCUUGCGGUUAAUUCAAGUGUAACGGAAGUUGGUAAUGUAGUCGUACAAGAAUUUAAGAAUGUGACAGAAUAUUUUGUUGAAAGUUGAUGGUCAUUUGGGUACAGAUUUAUCAGAAUGGGAUGCCGCAGCGAAAGUGGGUUGAGGUGCCUGAGAAUUUUCGUAAUUACCGACGCUAUUUUGAUCUGGUUGAUUGGUGGAGCUAUUUUUGGCUUCUCUCUGUGGCUGUUGAUUGAUUUCUUUGUGAAUGAGUACCAAGCUGCAACAGAUGAUCUGAAGCAGUCAAAGUAUGUUGUGUACGUCUUCGUGACAGCGGGGGGAUUCAUGGUCGUGUAUAGCCUCAUCGGAAUCUUCGGCGCCAUCAAGCCAAACUGGAAAUGUCUCCUUAUCAUUUAUCUGGUUUGUCUGGUUCUCUCAAUGCUGGUCCUGAUUGGAGGAACAGUCUGGUGUUAUAUUUACAGAUUUGAGAUUGAGAUAAAACUGAAGAGUACUUUUGUGACACUUGUUCCGAACAACUACGGCAAAAACAAUGUUGUGACUCGGGCACUGGACUUCAUGCAAAGCGAGUUGCAUUGUUGUGGAGGACAGAGCUACUCAGAUUACAAAAAUUCUGAGUGGAGCAACAACCUUCAGAUCAACAACAUUAUAGGAUUCAAACAAGACAACAUUGCCCCCCUCAGCUGCUGUGAUUACUACGACCGGAACAAGGACACCCAAGAUUCCAGUCAUCAAACCUGCCCAAUUUGUCUGGAUGCACUGUCUGGUCAAAAUCCAAUUGUCUGUAACAAACUCAACCCAAAAUUGUGGAAAACACCUUGCAAUGAAGCAGUGGUAGAUUUUUUCAAAGAAAAUUUGGGGAUUGUAGCAGGAAUUGCCAUAGGAGUCCUGACAUGUCAGCUGUUUGGUAUCAUUCUGACAUCCAUAUUGCUACAUGUGUACAACAGCCGGUCCACGCUUUACGAUGGGAAUAAUGAUGACGUUGUUUACGAGAUGGCUCGAUGCCAGGAGAAAUCGCCCUACCCCACCCGUGGAACAGGGCCCUAUGCCAACCUUUACAACAACUGAAUGACCGGUAGUCACAUCAUCAUAGAACCAGUGAAGCAUCUGUUUCAUGCCUCAGGCAGGCUUCCACCCAAACAUUAGACACCAUGUUACAGCAAAGCUGUCAAUUUCCUAGCACUUCAUCCAGUAGUCAUAUGUACAUAUUAACCCAGAAUAUUGGCUUGGCUUUUACAUCAUUUGAGUUUGAAGGAAAACCCAUUGACAAACCUCGUAUUUUUUAGAGAUCAUAGAUCUAUAGGCUGUAUGGUCCUAUGUCAGAAAUGGUUGUUUGGAGAUUUUUUUUACUAAAAGCAUUACAUUAGGUUUUAGAGGCUUUGUUUAUUGUACAUUGUAUGUUUUGCUCAGUCUGAUUUAUCUGUUGACAUGGUAACAGAAUAAUUUAGAAAUAUGAUUAUACAUGGCAACAGUCCUGUUUAAGUGUGCAUCUUUUUGUGGUUUUUGUAAUGACCCACAAAGCUUAAGUCACUUGUAAUAUCCACAUGAUUGUAUUUUGUCCAUGAGUAUUAUAUAUUUAUAUAGGUUGGUGUUCUUCGGUCUUAAAUCAUCUUCUUCUUUUUUUCUGAGAAUCGAUGUGCAAUACAGUUGUUCACUGUGACAACAAACAUAUCUGUGUGUGUGUGUGUGAUAUAUAUAUAUAUAUAUAUAUAUAUAUAUAUAUAUAUAUAUAUAUUAUAUAUAUAUAUAUAUAGAUAUAUAGUGUGUGUGUGUAGUUUGUUAGAGAAGGAAACACACCCACAAACAAGGGAGUAAGUCAAAGGCAUUGUUCUUGGCUCCAGAAUCUGUUUGUUUUCAUUUAGGAUUUAGCAUUAGAUAUGGAAAUUGAUUCCUUACAAUUACAUUUGUGUCUAGUACCUGUAUAUUUAUAACUACAGGAAAGUUUGGCUAUUAUCACUGAUUAUAAUUGGGUAUUAUUAUUAUUAAUGAUAUACAGGUACAUGUAUAAACAGCAGAGUUUAGUCAAUUAGCUCUUCGAAUGGAAUUCUCUUUCUCUGAUUUCGAACAUUUUGGGGACAUUUAAUAUUUCCAGAUCGAUAUGAAGUACAUUCUACAUGAAGUUUCACAAAUGAAAGUCCCUCAGGUUAUGAAGAUGGUGUGAAAAUAUAUGGAAAGUGAUGUCCUAGCAAAUCUAUGGUCUGGGAAUUUGACUUGUUGUGAAUUUCUUAUACAUUAUCUGUUAGUUAGAGGAGUUGAUAUUGUUCAUAGUGACUGUUCAUUAUAACUCUGUAUUUAUAGAGCCCCCUUACCAAUAGUAACACAGUUGUUACCAAGUUUGCUGUUGUUAGUGUUGUAGUAUAUACAUUGUAUGGCCCAAGAGUACUAGUCUGUCGGUGUCCAUGUGUCAUUUCAUCACCAGUAGCAGUCAAUACCAGUGUCUUACAACACAUAACACAGGUAUAGAGAAAGCUGCAUUUUCUAUUUAGUUUGAUAAUUCAGUAGUGAGCUUUCUUCUAGGUUGUUUUAGAAUUAUUUUUCUUAAUUACCAAACGUUUUUGGGAAACAUGAUCAGGCCCACACUGCUGUGUUACUUUUCUAGUCAAUUUCCUAUAUUAUAAAAAGCAACAAGGUUUAUCAGUAUUGAAAAUGUACUUUUAUUGGUCAUUGCAAGUGAGAGAAAACAAUAUUCAAAAAGUGAAGGAAAAAAUUGUGAUUGCAUUCUCUUCCUAAAAAUAAUUCACCCUUAGAAUGGUAUUUAUUGCAACUAAAAUCUAACACAAAAGUGUAUUAAACCCUAUGCUGAUUUAUGACAGGUGCUUGUAAAGCAGGUGAUUAGGGGUGGAGAAUGGAGUUUUACAUGCAUUGUGUUUUGAAGUGUCCUCUCUGUAUACAAUAUCAAAAUGGUAUCAUUCAUUUGGCCAUACAUCUACAAAAACCAUAUGUUGUGAUAUUUUUUUCAAAUUUAUUUCUUCGUACUAUAUAAAAUUGAACUUCAGUAUCUUGAACACAGAUAUCUCAAAUACAUGUACCAUGGAUAUGUUGAAGUGAUUCGGAAGUCCCAACCACUUAUUCUUUAAGUAUUGUGCCCUCAAUAUCUCAGAUAUCUCUUCUUCUUUUUUGGUCCCAUCAAGUUAAAGAUAAUGAGGUUUGACUGUAUACAUAAAGACAUACAAUAUUUAAUGUAUAAAAUUAUUCUUUUGUUAUUAUUUGACAUGUAAGUCAUGAAACCAGUGGCAUUUUUUAUACGAUGUUUAGAACUGAGAAUCAAUGGAGUCUUCUGUAAGGAUAGAAGUGGUGAUAUGGGGAAAGUAAAAUGAAAGUAACAGUUGACAGGGUAUACAAAUAUUUCUUGGAACGGAACUCAGAAACUGAUACACACUUACAGAAUUUGUUUUUAUCAGACCUAUAAUAGAAAAAAAAUUGUUUUUAAUUGUGAUGUUCAACAAUUUUGGGACCAAUGUAAUUCACAAAGUGAAACACAAGACCAAAAUGUUAUAUUGUCACAAGUUUAUCUCCACUCUCGUGUCGCAUCGGAUUCUGUCGAAAGGGCCGAUUUUUAGAUCUGUGAUUUUUUUCAUUCCAAUGUUGCAGGAUUACAUUGGAUUAUGCUGAUUAUGCUGUUUGAUAUCAUUAUGAUUAUUAGUCAGAGGUACAUGUAAGAUGUCAUUCCUACAAUUGAAUAUUAAUUUAGUAAAUUUAUUUAAAUGACAUUCAUGUAUUGUAUGUUGCUUUUAUACAGGUGAAAGAAUGUAAGAAUUUUGUUUUUAGUAUUUAUGAUGUGCUCUGUACAUGUUGUAUAUGACAUCAUUGUGUAGUCUUUCAAGUUUACUGAAAUUUUAGUAUCACAUUGCUGUAUUUCUACUUCUGUCUAACAUAACAGCCUUGGAACUCGUGAAGAGGUUUGGUUGGUCACAGAUUGAUAUGUUUACCAAAGGGAGAAACCUUUGAUGGAGAAUUGCUGCGAUAAUGUGUUGUCCAGAAGAUUGGUUUAUAGAUGUCUGAAAUCUUUUUUAUUUAAAUCUAUAUUGGAAAGGAGGCAGCUGGUUGUGUGUGAGAUGAUAUGUGAAUCUUGAAUUAUCUUCGCACUCCCAGUGUCUUAGUCUCUCACAUCCUCUUGUGAAUCAGAGAAGAUACAAAUAAUUUGAUUGAGGACCCGGAAUGCAAAGCUGCACAUGAAUGCUUAUUUUGUGUUGAAUGACGAUAAGAGAGAGUCUUGAGACAAAAGUAGAUUUGCAGCAAUACUCAUCCAUUAAACAGUUUCCCAUCUUUAUAUUAUCAUCUUUUGUCCAUGAAAUUCAACCAUUUCUAAGUUGUUCCAUGUAGGCUGUGUAUUUUACUGUAGAUUCCUUGUACUUAAUAUCACAAAAUGACUCUUAGAUUUCACGUUGUGAGAACAUGAAUUCGAAAGUGGACUGUUGAUCAAGAGGUUUUUUUUUUACGCAUAUUUCAGCAAUAUAAAAAUAAAUGCACAUACAGCAACAAAAGAAAUAUGUUAGUUACCACUUUCUCUACUUACCCUAAAAAUUUCUGCCGACCCUAACACAUUUUUUUCCAUUCUCACAGAUGUUACGAAUGUCAUCACUACAACAAGGGUUAUUUAUUGACUUAAUAAGUUAUUCAUUAUGCACAUACUUUCAAAACACAGAAACAGUUUUUGAUUACAGUACCGCAGAAGAACUGUUUUGAUUCAUCAUAUAACUUUUAUUUGAUUACUAGAUAAUCACUAUAUUUUAUGCAUAGUAGAAUCAUUAAAAAAAUAAUUCAACCUAUAAAAUCAAAAAAAAAACCAAAAAAACCUACAUAUCUACCCUUAAAAAUUUUGAGAUGAAAGUGGAAACCAACAUAUAUAUAUUUUUUGGCCUAAUUCUGUUUUGUGAGUGGUGCUUCUUGAUAGAUUAUGCAGUGAUAAAUUCCUCGCGUACAUUUAGAAACCUACAGUAAUUAAUACAUAAAAGUUAUGCAUUAUAAACAUUUUUAUAUAGUAUGCCUGUGCCCAUCGGUUGUUAUAGUAUGAAAAGGUUGUACAAAUUUAAUGGUUUUAUUACUACAUGUGUAUUUUGAAUUUUUAGAAUAACUGUAUAUGAUCAUUUUUCUCCCUUUAUAGAUUAAGGAUAUUCACUUAUACACUAUAUGCGAAAAGUGUUGUAUUUUGAUGUAACUAUUGUCAAUUUUAUUGUAACAAUAAAAGUGUUAAACAAAUA
Ostrea edulis (European flat oyster) is the source of this 5211-nucleotide messenger RNA. Its product is annotated as CD151 antigen-like. The transcript has 7 exons. The coding region runs from base 131 to 1078 and encodes 315 amino acids. Gene Ontology annotation, cellular component: membrane. Lineage: Eukaryota; Metazoa; Mollusca; Bivalvia; Ostreida; Ostreidae. The record is from RefSeq and is a predicted model, not a curated record.